GGACCGCAGUGAUUACGCGCCUUGGCUCGGUAGCCACGGAAUCUGCCCUGGCGUCAGAUCAGCUAACAGUGCGCCGGGUCGCUGUUUUGCGCGCAGCCCGUCGUCCCAUCAAACGUUAAAUACCGGAGGUGGCCUUUGGUCAAGAACGGUGCAUCGCCUCCAUUGGAUGUGUCGUACUUGUAGGAUAUGCUUAUGCUUUCCACAUGCUUUAUGCUUUACGCUUUACACUCGUUGACCCUGAGACAAUGCCUUUGAGCGGGACUAGCUUUUGACUUGUUGUGAACAUAAUUUACGAGAACAACACCCUUUUUGCAAACAGCAUCGCCUUCAUACCUCGCCACUGAUCGUGCCAUCGCGGCUUUUCACCCUCUGCGACAGUCCGAGCUUUUCAACGACAGCACUACCAGCUCCAGCACAAUGUGUACACGCAGCAUCAUCGAAUAUCGGUGCAAGCACCAAGUCUCCCGAGGCAAUACACGAUGCUAUCGCGAGGACUGCACGGGCCCGAAAGAAGAGAUCGCAUAUGACACCGAGGACUGCCCCCAAUGCGAAGGCAACAGCCGAGUCCACUCUGCUCGAUGGUGCCCCAUGGGCUGCGCAUGCAAAUGCGUCGUCAUGUAGAGGCCAUCGCCACAGACGGAGCAAGAGACAUAACGUACCCUAUUUAAGCCGCUGAGCGUUGUUUGCGAGCAGUCGAUAUCCGGAGCAGCCUCAACACGGCGAACUCGGAUAUGCAAAGCGACGCGUGUACCUACCCCAACCACACCAGCGGAUUGAUCAAUUCAUUUACCACCGGCAAUUUUUCCAUCAUGCCAAAAACAACCCUCACCCUCAAAAAGCGACAUCGGCGCUGUCCGCGCGAAUUCCUCAUCAUUCCAUCGCUUUGGAUAUACCAUAUGCCGAAUCUUUCGUGGAUUACUCGAGACGUUGGAUUGGAAAGACAGACAGUGGUGCUAUAGAUGCGCGAACGAUGGAAUGACGAUAUGACAAUGAAAAGCGAAAGUCUGGCUGCAUAUAUAGAAGGGAGUUGGAGGGGACGAUGGCAGCACUGGAGAAGAGCGUUCUUUUUUUUCUUUCACAUCAUGAUACCUCCAUUAGUUAUGAGAGCUGGCGCACACAAUAUAUUUCGCUACAUG
Molecule: messenger RNA, 1136 nt
Organism: Trichoderma atroviride IMI 206040
Lineage: Eukaryota; Fungi; Ascomycota; Sordariomycetes; Hypocreales; Hypocreaceae
Source: RefSeq, a predicted model, not a curated record